AACUUGUUUUGUUAUGUUUGCACAAGUGUUGAGAUUUAAAUGUUUGCGUUUUUAAAAGGACUUCUUGCUCCAAUGCUCGCAACAAGAUCAGUCUUAGAUCUAUAAAGGGCGUACCCUUGUAAGCUUCAUUCAGGAUGUAAUAUUAGGGUUCUACCCACCUUCUGUGAAUUAAUGGUCACAGGACCUCUAUAAACAUCUCUCUUACAUUGAUCCGAAUUCACUUCAGGCGGUCAUCAUGGCGGGAGGAUUUCUGCUGCUGAAAACCCUCCUUGUGUUUCUGUCUUUUUUACCCGGGUCACGUGGAGACAACUAUACUCUGGGUGGACUGGUUGCUUCCUCGAUUGUAACAUUCUUUGCCUUCAUCGCCAUGAUCGUAAUGUUGGUUCUUGUUAUAACCUGGAAUCAUUGGUUUCCAAAAUACCAAGCAUGGCAAGGAAAGACCAAAUCACCUAGACCAAUAAAACCUAAAUUUGAGUUUCCUAAGCUGAAUGGAGCUCAAAGUAUUCCACUAUCAACCAAAACUACGCCAUCGCGACCAGGGUCUCGCCCAUCUACACAGCGAGGCGGUACACUAACAAUGAUACAAAACGGAACCUCUAAAAAUGCUAUAUAUAAUUCUGUCUCUACAGAUCACUGGAUACAAGAAAUUCCAACACCACGUUAUGAAGAAAAGAGUAAACAAAUAAACUUCGAUGAAGAAGACGAAGAACAGGUUAUAGUAACGGAAAUCGUGACAGAUUCAAACACAACUCAUAUUCCGGUGACAACGCCACUUUCAAACCACAACCAGAAUAUCAGUCUUAACGAGACUGUCAAGGCAGAGGAAAUUCAGAUGACAUUAGAAAAACAACCUAUAGAAAGUAAGGGAACGACAAACGGGGUCAUGAACUUUCAUUUCCAAGACGACGAUGAGGCCGUGGCAAAUUUAAGCGCCAGUAGGCGGGCCCAAAACGAGGACGAAUUGAUACUGUAUUAGUUGAGUUUGUACAAUUUAUGUGAGCCAAUAAGUUUUAUAACAGCAUUCUGACGGAGAAUGGCCUUCUGCUAACUGUAAUCACAGGGGCUUGCUUCUGGCGUGUAAAAAAUAUUUAUUAAAAAAACAUACACGAUUUUCUGUUGACAUAGUAUAUCGUGUAUGUUUUUUUUAAACAAAUAUUUUUUUACACGCCAGGAGCAAGCCCCCGUGUAAUCCGAGAUUCCUCUGAUUCUAACCCCUGCUUUUAUAUAUAUUUUGACAUGUGCACAAUAUAAAAGCAGGGGUUAGAGUCAGAGGA
Messenger RNA from Saccostrea echinata, 1274 nucleotides. RefSeq lists its product as uncharacterized. The record is from RefSeq and is a predicted model, not a curated record. Bases 236 to 976 code for a protein of 246 amino acids. The transcript has 6 exons. NCBI's taxonomy places the organism in Eukaryota, Metazoa, Mollusca, Bivalvia, Ostreida, Ostreidae.